ACUAAACCCGCGCCUGCGCAUUAACCGCGUCCGAGUGCCCGAUACAAGAUGGCGGAGUCGGUGGGGAGGGAGAGGCGGAGGCGGGUCCGAACCGAAUAGAGCAAAGCCUAUUGAGGACUCCGAUCAAACCUCUCCAAGACAGGACAAAUGAGGAGCUAUGACGAGUGAAAACCACGGAACAAUAAAGGCAGACUCGGCACUGGUCAUGUCGCCCACCGGGUCCACGUCACAGGCGGCUCCAUUCUCGCCCUCAACCAGCAAACCCAUCCAAGAGCUGCCAGAUGAGCUGAUUCAGGCUGGAUGGUCAAAAUGUUGGAGUAAAAGGGAGAAUCGGCCGUAUUACUUCAAUCGAUUUACUAACCAGUCGCUGUGGGAGAUGCCAGUCCUGGGGCAGCAUGAUGUCAUUUCGGAUCCUCUGGGGUUGAACGCGGCUCCAGCCUCUGGUGAGGCGAUUAGCGACGCAGGUCUGGGAAACGGGCAGCGUAAGAGACAUCCAUCAGAGGAUGCUUCUCAAGCAGGCCCUAACAGUUUCAAGAGGCCGAAGGUUGAGAUUCCUGUCACUCCAACCACUCCUACUGUCCCUAUUUCUCCCAGCACGCCAGGAGUCAAACCCUGGGUCAACGCCACAGAUGAUAAACAAGGCCAGGCCGGCGUGCCCGCGCCGGCUCCGUACCGGCCCUCUGUAGUGUACUGGGACCUGGACAUUCAGACCAACGCUGUGAUCCGAGAGCGAGCCCCAGCGAACCACCUCCCUCCACACCCGGAGAUCGAGUUGCAGAGAGCGCAACUCACCACCAAACUGCGGCAGCACUACCACGAGCUGUGCUCUCAGCGUGAGGGUAUAGAGCCUCCACGGGAAUCCUUCAACCGCUGGCUUUUGGAGAGAAAAGUGGUGGAUAAAGGUCUGGAUCCGCUCUUGCCCAGCGAGUGCGACCCGGUCAUUUCCCCGUCCAUGUUCAGAGAGAUCAUGAACGACAUCCCCAUCAGGCUCUCUCGAAUCAAAUACAAGGAAGAGGCCAGGAAGCUCUUGUUUAAAUAUGCAGAGGCGGCCAAGAAAAUGAUUGACUCCAGAAAUGCAACUCCUGAUAGUCGGAAGGUGGUGAAGUGGAACGUCGAGGACACGAUGAACUGGCUGAGACGAGACCAUUCUGCCAGCAAGGAGGACUACAUGGAUCGGCUCGAGCACUUACGGAAGCAGUGCGGCCCGCACGUGACGGCCGUGGCGAAGGACUCUGUUGAGGGCAUCUGUUCAAAGAUCUAUCACAUUUCUGCGGAAUAUGUGCGCAGGAUCCGUCAGGCUCACCUCACUCUGCUUAAAGAGUGCAACAUCUCAGUGGACAGCACAGAGUCGACAGAGGUCCAGAACCGGUUGGUGUAUUGCUAUCCAGUCAGACUGUCCAUCCAGUCUCCUCCUCAGCCGCGCGUUGAGCUGCACUUCGAGAAUGACAUCGCUUGUCUACGGUAUAAAGGGGAAAUGGUGAAGGUCAACCGCGGUCAUUUCAACAAAUUGGAACUCCUGUAUCGAUAUAGCUGUAUAGAUGACCCAAGGUUUGAAAAGUUCCUGUCUCGUGUGUGGUGCCUUAUCAAAAGAUACCAGGUGAUGUUUGGCUCUGGUGUGAACGAGGGGUCUGGCCUGCAGGGGGCGCUGCCUGUUCCCGUCUUUGAGGCUCUCAACAAAAAGUUUGGAGUAACUUUUGAGUGCUUCGCUUCUCCUCUGAACUGCUAUUUCAAGCAGUUCUGCUCCGCAUUUCCAGACAUUGACGGCUUCUUUGGAUCUCGAGGGCCUUUUCUCAGCUUCUCUCCGGCCAGUGGCUCAUUUGAGGCAAACCCUCCAUUCUGUGAGGAACUCAUGGACGCCAUGGUGACACGCUUUGAGGAUCUUCUGGAACGCUCUAGCGAGCCUCUGUCCUUCAUCAUCUUUGUGCCGGAGUGGCGUGACCCGCCGACCCCUGCCCUCACACGGAUGGAGUCCAGCCGCUUCCGAAGGCACCAGAUGACCGUGCCUGCCUUCGAGCAUGAGUACCGCAGUGGCUCACAGCACAUCUGCAAAAGAGAAGAGAUGUACUACAAGGCCAUCCAUGGAACGGCAGUCAUUUUCCUCCAAAACAAUGCUGGCUUUGCCAAAUGGGAGCCCACCACGGAGAGAAUCCAGGAGCUCCUGGGGGCGUAUAAGGUCUCUGGGCGUUCAUUGCCCUCGCCUGGUCCCUCUUCCACCAGUACCGCAGACAAAGACUCCAAACCGGUCCAGGAGCGCUCUGCUAAAAGUCAAGACAACAGCAGUCCUGUUGACAAGACUGCACCGGACACAACAAACAUUUAGAUGCAGCGCUGGGCGUGUGGACACAUGUAUGUAUGUUUAUGGGAAAGAGUCUGUGAUUGUAUGAGAGAUAUAAUAUUGCGCUGUUGGGUUUAGAUGUUCACGCAAGAUUUGUUUACUUUCUUCCGCCUCUAUUAUUUAAUAUUAUUUGUUUUAGGGGUUUGAGUCUCAUAAUUGUUGGUUUUUUUUAUCAGUCUGUAGAUAGUUUGGUCACCUUCUUUUCUUUUUUUUUAAGAGAUGGUAAAUGUAGUCAAGCAUAUCAUAUUCUUUUUUUGUUGGCCUUUAUGGGUGAAUCUCAUUAAAACGUGUCAUAUUCCACACCAAGUUCAAAAGAACAAUAUUUUUCAUAAAUAUUUCAUAAAGUUUUUCAUCAAUUUUCUCAAUGGUGGUUAAACUUGAAUGACAUUAUUUUCAUUUGUAUUACAGUAAUUAUUUACUGUAUUAUUACAGUUAAAAUGUUACUAUUACAAUGCUAUUAAAAAAAUAAAAUGAGCAAAAAUUGAAUUCAACACAAUGGAAUGUAUUAGCAUUGGGAUAUCUUUACUCAAAUACAUCCUGCAUUACGCUAGUGAAUUAUUAUACAUUUGUUUUGCAUUAUAAUAUAUAGAAAUAACGUGGGCCUCAUAUAGGCUCAAUUUUCCAAACAAAAUAAAAUUUCUUUCUAUUGAUUUUGGAGUGAAAUAUGACAGGCUUUUUUCUGAUUAUUCACUCUUUAACUUUGUGCUUUUCUCACUGGCAGGAAUAUGAAGCUGUCAAAGAGUCGAUGCACCGAUGCUUGUCUAUCGUUCUUUUAUAUAAUUCUGUGUCAGAAGACGAUCGGCGAUCAGGCAGCUAUGUUUAAAAGCCUUCAUCUUGACAUGCAUCAGCGUUAGGGCUUCUCAAAUCAUUAGUUGCUUCCUGUUAAACCCGUUUGUUUUUAGCAUUCAUAGGCGUUCCUUUAUAAGUUGAGCAGACAUGUUUGAAUUCUUCAUGACAGAAUAUAUACUGUAUGUAAUAACAAAAGGUCAGUAAACAAGCAGAGAAAUAGUCAUCCAUUUGCAGUCAAAUCCAGUCCGUUUUCUUUCGUUCCUAAAAUAUUGUACAGAACACGAUAGUUAUUUAAAGAUUUUGUACUUUUUAUUUGCAUUUUCUGUACAGUACAAGCCUGUGUGAACCUAGUGUGGCAUUCUGGGUCACAUCAAUUGUAGCAUUUAGAAAAGUGAAAUUUCUUAUUAGUUACGAAAGCAUUAUUCCACCUGUUUGUGGUUUUAGUGAAAAAUGAAUUGGCUCCUAAAUAUGGCGUACGCCCCUCAUUUUUCUCCAGUGAGUCUACCUCUCAUUUCGGGUGUUUUAUAAUUGAGAGCAACGACACCUGGAAACUCAAACGAAGAAAAGCAAACAUUCUUCCUUUAAUAACUGCAUUAGAGUCCAGUUAUUAGAAUUCGUUGCUAUUGCCUUGAUUUCACUGUUUCGUGUUUGUGAAAAGUGCUUUAAAAGAUUACUUUUUUUUCUAAUCAUAGAAAUUUGUUUACAUGAUAUUGAGUUUAAAUUGUAUCACUGGGCAGCGUUUUGAAUGUACAUUUUAAAAAAAAAAGGAAAAGAGAAAGUUAUUGAUCGCAUUUGUUGCUACAAUUGGACUUUAAAUGUUGCUAUUGUUAACACUACAAUGGUGGAUUUUUUUUGUUUUUGUUUUUUUUGCCAUGUUAUAACGCAUGUAGAAAUUCGUAUUGUAUAUUAUCACUUUAUUAAACCCAAUCACUUCCAUCUGUAAGUAAGUAUAGGUUUGUUUGUUUGUUUUCACUGGACUACAUUGACAUGGGAAAUGGCUUUUAUGUAAGGUUUAAAAGCAUUCCAGUGGUUCGAUGCGUAAUGUAUCCCAGCUUGCCAUUUUUAAAAUCCAACACAGCAUAACAUUGAGCAUCGGGCACUUGUUGGAUUUCAGAGUGGAUCACCAGCAAAACUGUAGAUGUUGUACAGAAUUUGUUUUCUUCCCACACGGCUGUUAUGAGUUUAUUGGAAAAGAACACAAAAGAUGUCUUUUUCACCAUGAUUUUUUUUUUAUUUAACUUUUUGGUUCUAAACUGUUUAUGAAUUAUAGAAUUUAUGAAAUAGUUGUUUUAAACUAAACCAAAGUGUUAUUAAAAAAGGAGGAAUUUAUCUUGUAUCUUAAAGUAGAACCGUGUACGAUUGCAUCAGUAAUGCAUAAAGUGUAACCAGCAAAAACAUCCAUUUAUCCAUAACUUUAUUUUUAUAAUUCUUUUUUUUUGUUGUUGUUCUUUGUUUUCUUACAAGAGUGUGUUUAGGUUUUUAUCUUGCAUGACCUGAUAUUUUUCAUUACAAAAAAAAACAAAACAAUAUAUAAAUUGUACAAAUCUAUAUUGUUUAGUUAGUUGUACGCUUUGCCACACUAGGCUUUUAACCGAUUCGCAUUUAUCAGUCAUGUUGAUUGAUUUAUAUUUGGUCGCCAUUGCGUUUGUUGAUUCAAUGUCCUCUAAAAUGCCAUGAAUGUCUCCCCUGUAAUCUUAUUCUGAUAAAGAAAAGAUUCAGUGAAUGUAAAUAUGUCUGUGCUUAUAUAAUUUGUUUCUUCUACCUGUAUAUUAUCAGUGUUGUGGCAUUUCCCCAUCACCUAAAGUGGUAUAAAGAUUUUCCUCUGAAUCAGAAAAGCUCAGUAAAAUAUUGAAAUCAUGAACUCA
Molecule: messenger RNA, 4989 nt
Organism: Megalobrama amblycephala (Wuchang bream)
Lineage: Eukaryota; Metazoa; Chordata; Actinopteri; Cypriniformes; Xenocyprididae
Gene: pcif1
Product: phosphorylated CTD interacting factor 1
Exons: 16
Coding region: 158-2320 (720 amino acids)
Cellular component (GO): nucleus
Molecular function (GO): mRNA (2'-O-methyladenosine-N6-)-methyltransferase activity; RNA polymerase II C-terminal domain binding
Source: RefSeq, a predicted model, not a curated record